AUGGGUCUCUUCUCAUCCAUAAGAUCCAAGGCAGGCAUGUCCAAGUCGGAGAGCGGCUGGAACUCGGAGUCUUCCGCCGAUGAAAAAGACAGCCACGGCGCCGGCACUUUCCUCGCGACCAGCAACCUCGACGUGCACGCGCUCGGCUACGACACCAACCAGGCGCUCACCGGCAAGACACUCGAAAACAUUGCCGUCCGCCGCGUCGAGUCAGGCGAGACGGAGUACGUCUCGAUGCGGCAAAAGAAGAGCUCCAACUCGUGCGCGCUGGUCCGGCCCUCGGACCCGGACCGCACGCUCAUCUCCACCAUCUACCGCUUCGGCCCCGGCCGGCACCCCACGAUGCGCCUGGUGCCCGCCAACGCCCGCGUCUCCGUCGACGCCGCCCUGCUCGACAAGAGCGUGCCGGGCGCGGCCGUCGACGUCAGGAGCCGCUCCUUUGUCUCGCGCGCCCAGGUCCUGGACACGCCGCGCGGUGCGUUCCAGUGGCGCUACGGCAGCCGCGAGGAGCGCAAGGCGUGCCGUGCCGACUCCCUCCUCGUCAUGGAGCGCGUGGGCGGUGGCCGCGUCGCGCAGCUGGUUCGGAAUGAGGAGCUCCGCACGCCAGGCACGGUGAGGGACUCGGGCGGCAACGGCGGCCGCUUGAUGAUGGACCUGCACGAGUGGGAGAAGGCCGACAAGGGGAGCGUCGCCGAGGUCGAGGCUUUUGUCGUCGCGGGCUGCUUGUUGAUGCUCAAGAGGGAGGCGGACCGCUUCAUCGAUAAUACUAUCGCCGCCGUGGUAUGA
Messenger RNA from Cordyceps militaris CM01, 786 nucleotides. RefSeq lists its product as uncharacterized. Lineage: Eukaryota; Fungi; Ascomycota; Sordariomycetes; Hypocreales; Cordycipitaceae. The transcript has a single exon. The coding region runs from base 1 to 786 and encodes 261 amino acids. The record is from RefSeq and is a predicted model, not a curated record.